AUGGCGGAAGCUUCAGCCUCAGCAUUGGAGCGUUUUCUGAUGACAAAAUUUCGUACAGCAACACCGCCACUGCCACCAUCGAGUUGCAGUGCAAUUAAUGGGAAUUUCUAUUCGACGGUAUUGUUUCGAGCCAUUGAAGCCCAAUUAACGCUAUUAAUUGAAGUGCUAAGAAAGAAGUUUUUGUUGCAAAAUACACGCAGUUCUGCAUAA
This is a messenger RNA of Anisakis simplex (herring worm), 210 nucleotides long. The record is from the annotation of a GenBank genome assembly. NCBI's taxonomy places the organism in Eukaryota, Metazoa, Nematoda, Chromadorea, Rhabditida, Anisakidae.